AUGCCAGUCAGUCACUUGGCGGUAUCGCGCAUGGCGGUUUUGAGAGAAGAUCCUGUUGGUCAGUAUUCUGCUUCACCAAUUUUGGUUUCUGCACUUCCACUUGUGUCCCAGCAGACGAAUGUGCUUGCUGCCCUCAUGAAUAACUUGCUCCUUCAUCAUGCUGGUAUCGAUCUGGAGACCUUGUAUGCCUAUGGAGAGGUGGAAUUGGUUACGUUUCUGAGUGCAGUACUUCUGCGAGUGGAUGGAUUUUCCCGGCAUUGUUUUGCUCCUCCUAUUAGUAUGCCCAAGCCGAUGCCUCACGAAAAAAAGCUCAAGGAAUUUAACCUUAUCAAUGGCCUAUUUUACGCCGUUGGCAUUCGACCAAACCGAUAUGUGACAUUGGAUUCCGUCGAAGUUGGCACUCCUAACCCUGAGGGGACAGAGCUAGACUCUCGCUGUCUGUUGACCUAUGCUUACUGGAUGAACCUGAUUGGUAAACAACAGGCAUCUAAAAGGACAGCUAAAGUCCUGGAAGAAUUGUGCCCUGAAUCAUGCUCGUCAGCGUUUCUCGUUGUAGACAAAGAUUGCCGAAUAGGAGAACUCUCAACUGUUGCCCUCGAGAAGGCGUUCCUAGCUGUUAGAGAGGAACUCCAACAUCUCAAGAAGUUUGAGAAUUAUAAAGAGAACAUAACAUCUAAAAGGAGUUCUUAG
Haemonchus placei is the source of this 690-nucleotide messenger RNA. Lineage: Eukaryota; Metazoa; Nematoda; Chromadorea; Rhabditida; Trichostrongylidae. The record is from the annotation of a GenBank genome assembly.